This is a messenger RNA of Aspergillus sclerotioniger CBS 115572, 1119 nucleotides long. Its product is annotated as fatty acid alpha-hydroxylase. Gene Ontology annotation, molecular function: fatty acid 2-hydroxylase activity; iron ion binding; heme binding. The record is from RefSeq and is a predicted model, not a curated record. Lineage: Eukaryota; Fungi; Ascomycota; Eurotiomycetes; Eurotiales; Aspergillaceae. Bases 1 to 1119 code for a protein of 372 amino acids. The transcript has 3 exons. Gene Ontology annotation, biological process: lipid biosynthetic process; fatty acid metabolic process. Gene Ontology annotation, cellular component: endoplasmic reticulum; membrane.
AUGUCUGGCAGAAACCUCCCCAAGUUCACCACGGCUGAGAUCGAGUCUCAUAACAAUGCCAAGUCGUGCUAUGUGACCCUGGGGUCCAAGGUAUAUGACGUUACCGAUUUUGUCGACGGCCAUCCCGGUGGUGAAGAAUUGGUUCUCGAGUAUGCUGGCAAAGACGUGGCGGAAAUACUGCGCGACCCGGCCUCCCAUGUCCAUUCCGACUCGGCAUACGAAAUACUGGAAGAGUGUCAUAUCGGUUUCGUUGCCUCGGAGUCAAAUGGCAAGGCCGUGAAUGGAGGUCUUUCUCAAACAAAAGAACAACCGUUAUAUGCCACGACCGGCUUGUCCUGCGAAGAGGACCUUUCUGUCGACACCGACUACACCAAGGACUACCAGACGCACAAGUUUUUGGAUUUAAACAAGCCCCUUCUUAUGCAACUUUGGAACAGUGGGUUUACCAAGGAGUUCUACCUGGAUCAAAUCCAUCGCCCGCGUCAUUACAAGGGAGGGGAGUCCGCGCCACUUUUCGGAAACUUUCUUGAGCCUUUAAGUAAGACGGCUUGGUAUGUGGUUCCUAUAAUGUGGCUUCCUCCUAUCACAUACGGGACCAUCCUUGGAUUUUCAGGCCUGGCGAAUGUGCCGGCUGCGUCUGCUUAUUGGGUCGGUGGUCUUUUCCUCUGGACCUUAAUCGAAUACCUCAUGCAUAGGUUCCUAUUCCACAUUGACCGAUACCUUCCUGAUAACCGAGUUGGUCUCACUCUCCACUUCCUGCUCCAUGGAAUCCACCACUAUCUGCCUAUGGACAAGUAUCGGUUGGUCAUGCCACCGACUUUGUUCAUCGUCCUGGCCACCCCGUUCUGGAAGCUGGCCCACACCGUGUUCUUCUACAACUGGUAUGCCGCUCUGACGGUAUUCUGUGGUGGUGUCUUUGGUUAUGUCUGUUAUGACAUGACUCAUUACUUCCUCCACCACCGGAACCUUCCCGCCUACUACAAGGCACUUAAGAAAUACCACCUUCAGCAUCACUUUGCGGACUUUGACAACGGAUUCGGUGUCACUAGCCGCUUCUGGGAUCGAGUGUUCGGCACCGAGCUUGAGACACCGUCGCCCAAGGAUGUGAAGACCCAGUGA